Messenger RNA from Platichthys flesus (European flounder), 4935 nucleotides. Its product is annotated as aconitate hydratase, mitochondrial-like. Gene Ontology annotation, molecular function: 4 iron, 4 sulfur cluster binding; aconitate hydratase activity. Lineage: Eukaryota; Metazoa; Chordata; Actinopteri; Pleuronectiformes; Pleuronectidae. The coding region runs from base 19 to 2364 and encodes 781 amino acids. The record is from RefSeq and is a predicted model, not a curated record. Gene Ontology annotation, biological process: tricarboxylic acid cycle. Gene Ontology annotation, cellular component: cytosol; mitochondrion. The transcript is spliced from 18 exons.
GUUAUUUCAGUGAACAAAAUGGCGUCUUACUGUUUGACUGUCACUAGGCUGCGGUUGGCCCUUGGGACUGGUGCGAGACGGUUUCAUGUCUCUGCAGCCUUCAGCGCCAAGGCCAAGGUGGCCAUGAGCCGCUUUGAGCCCGGCUCCUGCAUUAACUAUGAGAAGAUGCACGAGAACAUCAACACUGUGCGCAGGAGGCUCGGCAGGCCUCUCACUCUGUCGGAGAAGAUCGUGUAUGGUCACCUGGAUGAUCCCGUGGGGCAGGAGAUUGGCCGUGGACGCACAUACCUGCGUCUGCGUCCGGACCGCGUGGCCAUGCAGGAUGCGACCGCGCAGAUGGCCAUGCUUCAGUUCAUCAGCAGCGGUCUGCCCAGGGUGGCCGUGCCCUCCACCAUCCACUGCGAUCACCUGAUUGAAGCUCAGACCGGAGGGACUGAGGACCUGCAGAGGGCUAAGGAGGUCAACGAGGAGGUGUACAACUUCCUUGCAACUUCUGCAGCCAAGUAUGGAGUCGGCUUCUGGAAACCAGGCUCAGGGAUCAUCCAUCAGAUCAUCCUGGAGAACUAUGCCUAUCCCGGAGUGUUGCUGAUAGGCACAGACUCCCACACUCCCAACGGCGGUGGCCUGGGGUCCAUCUGUAUUGGAGUGGGUGGAGCUGAUGCCGUGGAUGUCAUGGCUGGAAUCCCCUGGGAGCUCAAGUGCCCAAAUGUGAUUGGAGUGAAGCUCACAGGAUCCCUCUCCGGCUGGACCUCUCCAAAGGAUGUCAUUCUGAAGGUGGCUGGAAUCCUGACUGUAAAGGGCGGCACUGGAGCCAUUGUGGAGUAUCAUGGUCCUGGAGUGGACUCUAUCUCCUGCACUGGAAUGGCGACCAUCUGUAACAUGGGUGCUGAGAUUGGAGCCACCACGUCUGUGUUUCCCUACAACCACCGCAUGAAGACAUACAUGGAGAAAACCGGCCGUGGAGACAUCGCCUCUGUGUCUGAUCAGUUCCAGGAUGACCUGGUCCCAGAUAAGGGCUGUGAAUACGACCAGGUCAUCGAGAUUAACCUGAGUGAGUUGAAGCCCCAUAUCAACGGACCGUUCACCCCUGACCUGGCCCACCCUGUGUCUGAGAUCGGGGCCAUAGCUAAGAAGAGCGGCUGGCCCCUGGAGGUUAAAGUGGGUCUGAUCGGCAGCUGCACAAACUCAAGCUACGAGGACAUGGGCAGAGCGGCGUCUUUGGCCAAGCAGGCUCUGGAUAAAGGUCUGAAGUGCAAGGCCCAGUUCACCGUCACACCCGGUUCAGAGCAGAUCCGCGCCACCAUCGAGAGAGAUGGAUACUCCAAGAUCCUGAAUGAUGUUGGCGGAAUCGUUCUGGCCAACGCUUGUGGACCCUGCAUUGGACAGUGGGACAGGAAGGACGUGAAAAAAGGAGAGAAGAAUACCAUCGUCACUUCCUUCAAUAGGAACUUCACAGCCAGGAAUGAUGCUAACCCGGCUACUCACGCUUUUGUCACCUCUCCUGAGAUUGUCACCGCGAUGGCCCUCGCUGGAACCCUCGACUUCAACCCAGAGACCGACUACCUGACCAGCCCAACCGGAGAGAAAUUCAAGCUGGAACCUCCCACUGGUGACGAGCUCCCAUCCAGAGAUUUCGACCCGGGACAGGACACCUACCAGCACCCCCCAGCUGAGGGCGGCUCAGUCCAGGUGGACGUGAGCCCCUCUAGUAACCGUCUGCAGCUUCUGGAGCCCUUUGAGAAGUGGCAUGGAAAAGACCUGGAGGAGCUGAUGGUCCUCAUCAAGGUGAAAGGAAAGUGCACCACUGACCACAUCAGCGCCGCCGGCCCCUGGCUGAAAUUCCGUGGUCAUCUGGACAACAUCUCUAACAAUAUGCUGAUUGGUGCCGUCAACAUUGAUAACGAUGCCGUCAACAAGAUCAAGAACCAGCUGACAGGAGAGUUCGGGGGGGUUCCAGAUGUGGCCCGGGACUACAAGGCCAGUGGAGUGAACUGGGUGGUGGUUGGAGACGAAAACUACGGUGAAGGGUCGAGCAGGGAGCACGCCGCCCUGGAGCCACGGCACCUGGGAGGACGCGCCAUCAUCGUCAAGAGCUUCGCCAGAAUCCACGAGACCAACCUGAAGAAGCAGGGCCUCCUUCCUCUGACUUUUAGCGACCCCAACGACUACGACAAAAUUCUCCCCAACGACAAGAUUUCGAUCACUGGCCUGAAAUCCUUAUCCCCCGGAACGCCCCUGACAGCAGUGAUCAAGCACGCCGAUGGCAGCCAGGAGUCCAUCUCACUGAACCACACCUUCAAUGAGACGCAGAUCGAGUGGUUCAAAGCCGGCUCUGCCCUCAACAGGAUGAAGGAGCUCCAGUAGUGGGUGGCGAGGAUGAAGGCGGGGCCUGUAGUGGCCAAUGAGAGGCCUUGGUGUGGGAUAAGAAGGGGAGCAACAUAGAGCGGCCGAGAGAGGGGCUGCGCAAAGAGUGAGAGACGAUUCUAACAGUAGAUGUUAACCCGGCUGUAUUUGGGGACAGCUGCCGUCACGCACACACACACAAACACAAACAAACGCACACAUACACAUUCACAAGGUCGCUGUACAAAUGAAAAGCGCACACACACAAAGACAUACACACAAGCACGUACAUGCACAGACAGAUUACUGUGAAAGAAAGCGACAGGCAGACUGAAACAGAAGCUUAGCACUGAAUCAUUCCCACGAGCAGCAGGCGACCAUUUCAUACACAGUUCCACGGUGGUCCUUUCAUACUUUCAUGACACGUGGGUGUCACUAAUGUAUUUCUAUAAAGUUGUUCCAAGUUCACCUCUGCAGAAACCGGCUUGUGGGAAGCUUAAACAUAAAUAGAUGAUACAGCUAUGUGAGGAGCGUAUUGAGAUUUAUACAAACCCGAUUCACCUGAAGUCCAGACGCCAAUAAACCUUCAACAUGUUUCCAUCCCAACAGCUCAAUAAGCUGAGUUCAUCAACUCCCACGACUGUACUUAAACAAGUGUUUCUCAGUCACUGUGGAUUCAAGCUACACUGUUAAACUCACUUUUAUUUACUGUAACGAACCCAACGACUGCAGCACCCCCUCCCCCCCUCAUUCAAUCUUGGGUUCUUCAUUCAACAUGUGAAUCUGGGUGUGCUCGCUGCUGCUCUGCUCGUGGCCGGCCCUCUGUCUUAUGCCUCGAUUUAACACCCUAUUGUGUGAAAACAUUUCUGUGUCGUUUCUCUCAGACUAGGACAACACAUCAGAGCACAAGCUGCUGUUGUGUUCACACUUUUGCUGCCAUUUUUUUCUUUCCAUCUGUUAUUUGUCCUGUGUUUGCACACUAGGGUUAACAUCAGUCUGGUGGUAUCUGUCUGUCCCUCUUUGCUCCUGCUUCCUCUCUUUUUGGAUUCACAAGGCCGGCUCAUGCAAUCCUAACCACAACCUGAUAUUUGGUUCAACAGGCUGUAAUCAAGUUUGUGUUCCAGUAAAGCUGCACGGGCAAGAUUUUGUGUAAAUGCUGGUGUAGAGAAUGUGGUUUCAGGUUGGGGUUUGGUCCUCCGCUGCAUGGGAAGGCCUUCGGUCCUCUUACACAAAAUAACGCACAAUCUAGUGUUCAGUUGCAUGUCCACUAGCACUUAGUAGAGUUUGUGAUGUCGUUUUUAGAUGUGCUUUGCUCUUCGUCGUUUUCCUCUUCACGUACCUCUGCUGUGUGUGACUCCAUGGGAAUGACUUACAGCUUGUGAAGCUCCUUCUUUCAUACACACGCGUUCAGACAGUAGAAAUAUUUAGACUUAUGAUCAUUCUCAUAUUUAAACCAGAUUCUUGCCAUGAUGCAUACAUAGUGUGCACCACUGAAAACAAUGAGAUUAUAUAUUUUUGUGGUUUUAGGGCCAUUUGAGGUCAUUGCUGCUAUGAUGAGUUAUGGAUUACUGCUUCUCCUGUGGGUUUAGUCGUCCUCUUCAGUACAGAUGUUCUGAUUCCAUUCUUCCCUUAGUGAUACCAGACCGAGAACCGAUCCGAUACUAGUGCAUUUAAAAAGAUAUCACCUCCUGUAACGUAUUUGAACAGCUGUUUGCUACUAACCCUGUAUGGGAGUGAUGUUUGCUAUCAUCGUUGUAUGACCUAUUGCUAGUGUUGUAAUUGGCAACACUGGUUGCCAAUUGUGUACAUAGAUAAUGAGCCCUUAUUAGCAAGGAGAAGAAGUAACAGGCUGCCUGCUGCCUCUGUUGGUGACUUCUUGUAGUGUCAUUUAUAUAAACACGUGACGAUUUAGAGUUGUGUUAUUUAACCAGAAUCAACAUUAACCUGAUGUUUUCACAGAUCUUCUGACUCAUGGAUUGUUUGUUGAAUGAAAAGCACAAACGUUGGAUUGUAGCUGUUGAUCGCUGCUGGGUUUUGAUAUUUUUCUGAAGGUGAAAUGGUUUUGAACUUUUAGGACUUGUUGGACAUAAACAAGUCCUUUAUAAGGUUCAUUGUAAAUUAACUCCACUGCCCAACACUUUGAGAAUCAUCACAAAACCUAUUUCAUGGCCUCACUAAGCUCACACACACUCUUAAUCAGUGUAUUAUCGUAUUUACCAAAGAUGCCUAAUGACAAUGUUGAGAAAUAAAAGUAAACCCAUGUGUUAUUUUUGAAAAAUCACCAAUUUUCAUGUCACAUUUAAAAAAUAUCACCAUCUCCAUAACAGGUUGAUUGUGUAUCGGAUGUUGUUACCUAACAAAAGACUGAAAACUGUUUUUAUGGUUCAGUUUAAACAGCUCUACUGUAAAUGGAUGAGUCAAAUCAUGUUGUUUUCAAAUCAACUCUUUCAUGUUCAGCAGUGAUCUCCCCCGCUCACAUUCCUGUUUCAACAUUAAACCUGUUUUUUGUAGAUGUUUCCGAAUACAGUUUUGUAGCUUGCAAGAUUGAAAAUAUAAUAUAAAUGGAAAAUGAAUAAAGAUUAAAAUUCUGAA